UGGCCGGCCUAAUCAUGCCAGCUAAUUCGUUUCAGGUAGGAAUUUCUCAAUGUCACCCUUCAUUCUACAAACCAUUGCAUCUUAAGUUCCUAUGCACACUUCCUUUCAACUCUCAUUAGGUCUCUCUUUUUCUCAUUUCCUCUAUAUUUUUCUUCAUUAGCCUAAAUUCCAUUUUGAUUCAGGCUUUGAUCAAUUAAUAUAUAAUGGCUCAUAAAAGAGCAUGCUAUUGCCUCAUGAUGUUCUUUAUGUUGGUUAAUUUUUUUGUGCCAUCAUCGGGAGAAACAACUGGUCAAAUUUUGAUGAGGUUCAGAAACUCAUUGUCCAAUAAUAAUGCUUUAAAUAACUGGGGUAAUGAGUCUAAGUUGUGCAACUGGGCUGGUUUGUUAUGCACCAACCAGAAAUUUUCUGGCUUAAGAUUAGAGAAUAUGGGACUAGGUGGGAAGGUUGAUGUAGACACCUUGUUUGAACUCUCAAAUUUGAUGAGUUUUAGUGUCAUGAACAAUAAUUUUGAGGGUCCAAUUCCUGAAUUCAAAAAACUUGUGGGGCUAAGGGGAUUGUUUCUGUCCAAUAACAAAUACUCAGGUGAAAUUCCAGAUGAUGCUUUUGAGGGCAUGAAUCUUAAAAGGGUAUUCAUGGCAGAAAAUGGGUUCACAGGUCAGAUUCCAAUGUCCCUUGCUGUCUUGCCUAGACUUUUAGAUUUGGACUUGCAUGGGAAUAGUUUUGGAGGCAACAUACCAGAGUUUCAAGUAAAGGAUUUCAGAGUAUUUAACUUAUCAAACAACCAAUUGGAGGGUGCAAUACCCGAAAGCGUUAGCAAUGAAGAUCCGAACUCAUUUUCUGGAAACCAAGGUCUUUGUGGAAAACCUGUGAGAAACCCCUGCAAUAAGACCCCCAACAAAUCUGAGGUGCCUCCCAACCCUGCUGCCUCUUCACAUAAAGAAAAGGCAAAGAAGCACCAAAUCUUUAUACCUGUUAUAGUAGUGGUGUCAGUGGUUAUCUUGGCUUCAGUUGCAGCCCUUCAUUUUCUCCACAGCCACCGGAGAAAAAGCCGGGAUCCCCUAUUAGGCCAUCAGCUAAAUUCCCAGGACAGUGGAGGUUUCAAGGAGGCAGUAUCCAUUGAUCUGACGCAUGAUUUCAAGAAUGGUGGUGACCAGGGAGAGUUGAACUUUGUUAGGGAAGAAAAAGGGUGUUUUGAUCUGCAAGACCUUCUUAGGGCCUCAGCUGAGGUUCUUGGAAGUGGAAGUUUUGGUUCCACCUACAAGGCUAUGGUUUUGAAUGGACCAACUGUGGUAGUAAAGAGAUUUAGGCACAUGAACAAAGUUUGGAAAGAGUUCUGUGAGCACAUGCAAAAGCUUGGAAGUUUGAAACAUCCUAAUGUGCUCCCUCUUGUUGCAUUCUACUACAGGAAAGAAGAGAAGUUUUUGGUUUAUGACUAUGGUGAAAAUGGAAGCUUGGCCAGUCAUCUACAUGGUAGAAAUGGUUCUAUGCUAAAUUGGCCAACUCGUUUGAAAAUCAUAAAAGGAGUAGCCAGGGGCUUAGCAUAUCUCUACAAAGAGUUCCCCGGACAAAACCUCCCUCAUGGUCAUCUCAAAUCCUCCAAUGUGAUGCUAGACCACUCAUUUGAGCCACAAUUGACAGAGUAUGGACUUGUACCAGUGAUGAACAGAAGCCAUGCUCAGCAGUUCAUGGCAGCCUACAAGGCUCCAGAGGGGAACCAACCCAAUGAGAAAACAGAUGUUUGGUGUGUUGGGAUCCUCAUCCUGGAACUCCUGACAGGUAGGUUCCCAGCAAACUAUGUAAGACAUGGGAGGGGAGCAAAUGCAGAUUUGGCAACAUGGGUGGACUCAGUUGUGAGGGAAGAGUGGACAGGUGAGGUUUUUGAUAAGGACAUCUUGGGUGCCAGGAAUGGUGAGGGUGAGAUGCUGAAGCUGUUGAGGAUUGGGAUGUAUUGCUGUGAAUGGAGUGUGGAGAGCAGGUGGGAUUGGAGGGAAGCAGUGGCAAGGAUUGCGGAGCUUAAGGAGAAGGAUAGUGAAGAUGAAUACUCUUCAUAUGUUAGUGAAGGAGAACUGUACUCAAAGACUAUGACAGAUGAUGAUGACUUCUCUUUCUCUGUCACUGACUCACAUCAGUUUGGAACUCCAGCUGGGUAGAGUUUGUAUAUCCAUUUGAGAGUGGAACUAUAUGCCCCACCUAUUUAAAACUUUGUUUAAAAUUUAUUGUUAAAGGUCCUAUGGCCUACACUAUACAAAAAAACUGCAUUUUAAAACGCUUUAUUUUUUUCUUCUAUAGAGCGCUUUUUAAAUUUUAAUAAAAGAACUUUAGUAUGAGU
Messenger RNA from Lotus japonicus, 2329 nucleotides. Its product is annotated as pollen receptor-like kinase 5. The transcript has 3 exons. Gene Ontology annotation, biological process: protein phosphorylation. The coding region runs from base 204 to 2150 and encodes 648 amino acids. Gene Ontology annotation, molecular function: protein kinase activity; ATP binding; protein binding. Lineage: Eukaryota; Viridiplantae; Streptophyta; Magnoliopsida; Fabales; Fabaceae. The record is from RefSeq and is a predicted model, not a curated record.